AUGUACAUUAAACUACACGUUGCGAGUGCAAUAUGGUUAGUGUGGUUGACCUUCUUAACAUGGCCGACGGUCGAUACAAAUCAGGUAUUUGCGCAUGUGCCGUACAUAGUGGUUUGGAAAGAUUUGCCGCGAAGCGGUGAGUUGAAUGAAUUGUGGCUGUGCUGCUGUCAGUUGACGAGAUUCAUUAUGAAGCCGGCCAGAGGGUCUGGAAGAAAAUCCACACAGGGCCCAAUCGGCAGAGGGCGGAGUACAAAAAAGAAUGUUCACACAACUUCUGAGGAGGCUGGUCACAGCAGUGAAGGAGUGAAACGACAGCAAGUCACGAAAAGGAAACAGCCUCUUUCAUCAGUCAACGCUAGAAGAAUCAAAGGUCGAGAGAAAUGGAAACGGUUGGCUCAGCCUGUCAUCUCUGCCAUAGAUAAGAUGCUGAGUCUUGCAGUGCUCUCUGUUCUGUCGAUGAAACUGAAGGAGAAAGAUGAGACACAGAAACAUCUGAACAUUCUGAAAGAAAGAUUCCUGGCCAGCUGUGCCCAGCUCACAGUCCCCCCACGAAAACAAGUUGACCUGGGUCACGUGUCGCGCCAGUACCAGGUUGAGAGCUUGAAGGCUGAAGAAGGGGAGAAGAGACUCAAGUCACUGGAGGAGAAUCACAGAUCUGUAGUCAGUACCCUGGAGGAGAUGGAGGUGACGAGGGACAGACUGGACGAAGAGUGCAGGAUCCUGAGAUCCAGGAUGGAGGAACAGGAGGAGAAUUCACAAGAAGUUCUACAGAGGAGAGAGCAGACGGUUCUGCAUCUCCCUCCUCUGCCACCCCGCUCAGACACGGAACAGCCACUCCAGGAACGACUGAUGAAGUCGGUGCCGAACGGGGCCGUCAUGGCUAAAGCGCUGCAGAAUAUGCCAGAAAUCCAGCAGAUGAAAACGUUUAUGGGGCUCGCGCACCAACAUGCCGAUCGGUGGCUAACUGCACUCAACAGCCAAAGUCAAUCGACUUAAAUGAAUCAACAUACCUUGCCUAAUGGCAUCUCCGCCCUUGUGAUCUAUCUCUCUCAGUCCUUAUACACCUGUCAUGCUCUGUGUGGUGUCCUUAAAGAUUUCUGCAGUGCAUGGUAAAAAUGUUUUCUCCCCCCUCUGUUUUUCGUGUGUUGAACUUGCUUGAGUGUAGUUCUAAAACAGGUUCUGCUGGCCUCUUCUACUGUUUUACUUGCAUUUCGUUCCAUUCACUUCAAAGUAUUUGCACUUUGAAACUGGAAUUUCUUCAUCAGAUAUCUCAGCUGUGUAAUACCACCUGUGCAGUGUGUGAUCCUCACCAAUUUUCCAAUCUUUCUCCCAACAUCCAAGACUGUUGUUUAGUUAUUCAGAUAAUCUUUUCGUUUUAAUGCAUUCAUUGCAAGUCAAAGUAUAAAAUAUUGCCAAAAAUAAAUCAGAGCUAUUUUAGUUUUAGUUUAACUAAAGACAUAAAGACAAAACAAUGUAUGAGAACAGACAGUAUAGAAACAGAACAAAUGUUACAUUCAUAAGAUAAACAAUAAACAUGCUUGGCUUGC
Molecule: messenger RNA, 1547 nt
Organism: Clupea harengus (Atlantic herring)
Lineage: Eukaryota; Metazoa; Chordata; Actinopteri; Clupeiformes; Clupeidae
Gene: cenpq
Product: centromere protein Q
Cellular component (GO): nucleus
Source: RefSeq, a predicted model, not a curated record